Molecule: messenger RNA, 9334 nt
Organism: Ciona intestinalis (vase tunicate)
Lineage: Eukaryota; Metazoa; Chordata; Ascidiacea; Phlebobranchia; Cionidae
Source: RefSeq, a predicted model, not a curated record
UUCGCUGGUGUAACCGUUAAUUGAUUGCAUUAUAUUCUUAUACUAUGCUAUAUUGUAUUGUUGUAUAUUUUAUUCCGUGUUAAAUCCCUGUACCUACAUCAGGAACGCUUACUUUACGAGUAAGCGAUGAAACCUUUUGUAUCGAAUGUUCGGUUUGUAGUUCACCCCUUAACCAAGGGUAGCAGGUUGUUUUUAGACGAAGAAGAAAAAUUUCAAGAAAAAUUAUUGCGAUUAUCUGAGAGCACAUUUUCUGCCCACAACAGUGAUUUGCCACCUGUGUUGAAAAUCCUUCAACAGCAAGUGAUCAGUGACUGUGCUGUAGGUCCUAACCAUCUCUCGUUCCUUCUUGAUGAUGGCAGAGUAUGCAGAGUGGGCUAUACUGCAAAAUCUAGGGUCGCGCACAGUGAAAAAACUUCUGAAGAUUUACCGAAAGAAAAAAAUCAACAGAACAGCAGAGCUGGAACAAGAAUGUGCAAAUCCAUGCGUACUUCAAGCGACCCACCAUGGGCUCUGACGGCGGAUUUUCUUGGCAUGGGAAGUUCAGGUUCGUGGUCAAGAUGGGGAAAUAGAAUUGGUGUUGUACGCUCUACAACUUCCUCAUCUGGCACCACCACUGCAGUGACGACUUCAGCUCGUAAAACGACGAGAGGUUCUACCAACUCCACUAGCAUAUCAAGCUCCAGUAUUCGUCUUAUACGAACCGGGCAAGUACGAGGCAGAAACCUUCCACUGAUGUCUAGCGGUCAACGAGCGAUAUUAUCCGCCCAAGUGCCUGAAGAUUUGAUUAACCAAGUUCAGAACGUGCUGCAGGGAAAAUCUCGUAACGUGAUCAUACGGGAGUUGCAGAGAACCAGUCUCGAUGUGAACCUCGCUGUUAAUAAUCUGCUGAGUCGUGAUGAUGAGGACAAUGAUGACAUGGAUGAUGCCGGAGCAGAUUACAUCCAUGGUGAGGAACUGAUGUCCUUAUUUGAGGGAGCAGUGAACUCCGGGGACCAUCCGAGAGUCGUCAUUGAUGCAGAGACGAUGCUUCCAGAGGAUUUACUCGGAUACACGUUUCCAAGUCGCACCUCAACCCAGCAGCGUGGAUUGGGAGGUUCAAGUGAUCGUAAUGCUGAUAAAGAAGAGCCAGAUGAAGAGAGCAGCAAACAAGGAAGCUCGAAUUGGUCGGAAGCCAAGAACUCCGAUUCAGCUCAAGCUUCAAAACCUCAAACAAAACCAAUACCUGGGUCAAGUGUUGAUUCUGGAUUAACGCUCGGUAGUGACAUCGAGUGGUGGAUGGAUGGGGACGAACCAGUCAAGUUUAAAUUGAUUGGAGCAAUGCAUAGUGAGCUUACUGGUGUAGACCUUGAGGGUUGUCUACGUCAGUGGAAAUGGUCAAGUGAGAAACCAUAUCAUGAAACUAACUUUCAUCCAAGGACGGAGUUUCUCGAACUUGGGGAAGACAAGAUUUCAUUUCUUGCUACCAGUUCGAUUCGAGCCUCCGUUGUAACAGAAGGUGGCGCUGUUGCUACUUGGAUGGACGAGACAGUAUGCGCCCACACAGGGUCACUGGAGAGUCCUCGGCAGCCAUCGGAUUCGUUGAGAAACGAAAAAGUUAAAUCUCUCUGUAUUUGCCCGCUUUACUCUGCUGUUCUUACUGAAGCUGGUCGUGUAUACUGGUGGGGUAUUCUGCCAUUUAGUCAGAGAAAAAAACUGCUGGAAAAAUCACAAAACAAUUUGCUGCAAAACACUGAGAAAUCUGAGAUAUCAGUUGGAAGCCAAGUAUGUCUACGUAGCUUACCAUCCUAUCAUGCUGGGUCCAUUGCUAUCAACACUUCAAGUGGUGAACCAAGAGUUGGCCGAUUACUUGAAGUCGUGUGGAGUCUUGAGAAAAAAUGCUCGUUUAAAAUACUCAGCAGUUCACAGCAAGAAAAAGAAAAUGAAAAGCAGCUUGAGCCCAAAUCUGAGACGAGUUUGUUGGAUUCUUGCAAACCAGGAAAGAGAAAAAGAGACAGCUCUGUGGAUAAAGAAGAGAAUAAGGAAGAGGAGAAUACGGAGCAAUGGGAUUUGAGAGAAGUUGUUUUUGUGGAAGAUGUUAAAUCUGUUCCUAUUGGUAAAGUGGAGAAGGUGGAUGGGAACAUAGUUGCCGUCAACUUUUCAUCAGAUAACCCUGGCAAUCGUGAUUCCUCACUGCAAUCAUGUCGCCUGCUUCACAAAGAUGAUGUCGUGAUCGUAAAAACACAAGCACCAAGGAUGCUCGACUGUUUACAGAAAACACCCCGAAAGUUGCAGUGCGAUCCCCAACUAAAGUUGCAUUGCAUCAGUGCUAUGGAGACAGGCAUAACAGCUGUGGCAAACAAGAUGAACAACAAUCUUGGAUGUAUUCAUCUUAGUUUGACCUCAGGAAAAGUUACAAGUCGCCGUAGAUUUCCAACUAAAAUUGAUUCCUUUUUACCUACUGGUGCUGAACUGCCUCCUGGUAUGUCAAGUCUACCAGGACCAACACAGAAACCAAACAAAACCAAAUCCUGCAAGUUGCUCAAUAAAGGACAGGAGUACCCAUCUCUAUUAGUUGAUUACAAUUCCAUGGUAUACCCGCUGUUGGGGGACGAAAAUGGUGGAAUCAAAGACCCAAUAUGGGCCGACAUCCCACCUCUCUUUGCUUCAGGCAUGGGUGUUCAUUCGGAAAAUGGAAGCAACAAGAUGCAUGCUGUAACUGUUCUUGCUUUCCGCAACCACGUAUUAAUGCCACUUGUAUUACGACGAGAUCGUGUCGCAUUUGAAUCUCUAAUAUCAAGUGUUGAGUCCAACCAAGCGCAAGGGUGGAUCCAUGUAUUCAACCAGAGCUUAUGUGAGGAGAAAUGUGAUGGCCAGCGUAACUUACUCCACAUGUGUAUUGAGAUGACAAUCCCUUCAUCAAAUAAGGAGCAGAAAGCGGAUGAAAAAGAGAGGAAAACCAGAUCCCCCAAACCUCCCGUUAAAUUCCCGGAUACUUCACCAACCACCAGAGGUAUGAGAUGCCCUGAGCCUUCAAGCUCAAGAGAGACACCUAGUGGUAGUAUGUACAUGUCGAAUGAUGAUCGCAUGGAAGCAGUGAAUGCGAUUGCAAAUGCAAUCUCUUUGGUUAACCGUUCAUCUCCACAAUCCAGUCGCAACCAGUCUGAACCGGUUCCUCGCCCUGCUCAAAGGCCAGCUAGCGGGGGUCAAUCAGGUGAACAAAGGUCAGAUGAAGGUCAACCGGGGUCGAGUGAUUCAUCUGGCCGACAAUUCUCCUCACUCAACACUUUCAUGGAUUUUUAUUCUCGUGCUCAUGGAUUGUUGGGUGAAUUGGUAAACCCAGAGGUUAGCCCCCCACAGAGCCCCGUAUUAACGUGGCCCCCUGAGUUACCCUCAUACUGGAAGUCUGUUGCUGAUAAUAAGGAUGGUGAUCAAAGUGAAGGGAUGAAUCUGUCAACAUCCGAUGCGGGAAAGAGCAAAUCUUCCUGGAGUGAGUUCCCAUCCGAGAUGCGGGAUCGUGGAACAAGAGGAGACGCGGUUGCCAUCCUGAAGCUUCUCUGCAAAUCAAAGUCACUUCAACCUUUCAUCAAAACUCUGCUUACACUCAAAGAUGCAUCCGGAUAUACUCCCUUCAUGUUUGCAGUUGCCCAUCGUGCUUACACAGCUGCUCAAGUUUUGUUCCAAGCUGCUCUUGAUAUUGCUAAGGAUGCAUCAGAUGAAACAAACGAUAAAAAAGAAAAGCCAAUGAUUGAGACAUUGAAUGAUGAUGACAUAAACAACCUGAUGCCGAUGCUUUAUCCUGCUGGUUCCCACCCUGAUGAUAAUCCAUUAUACAUGUUAUGUUGUAAUGAUACUUGCAGUUUCACUUGGACCGGUAUUCAGCACAUUAACCAGGAUAUAUUUGAAUGCUUGACUUGUGGAUUAACCGAAAGUCUGUGUUGUUGCACUGAAUGUGCGAGGGUCUGCCACAAAGGACACGACUGCAAGUUGAAACGUACGAAUCCAACUGCAUAUUGCGACUGUUGGGAGAAAUGUGCUUGUAAAUCUCUGGUUGCUGGUGAUAAUACUGAGCGUACAGCUUUACUAAGGACAUUAAUAUACACCACAAAGUUAUACGAAAAACCAGAUUCAUCAGGACAGCAUAUUAUGCAAUUUCUGAUACAAACGAUAGCGAGACAACUUCAAGAACACGGUCAGUAUCGACCUCCAAACAGAUCAGCUCGGAUCACUUUGUCAACCUCCAGAACCAGGGUUUCCCAUGCAAAGUCACCUCAGCAGGACCAGGAUUGGCCUGAACAUGAUUUACGACCGCCACAGUUUUGCCAGGGAGCUCUCCUUCUGUUGCUGGAUGAUUGGAAAUCACUUCGGUCUCUCAUCCUCAGUGGUUGUGACAGUCGUCGUGACAACCAGUGCAUGAGUUCCCAAACAUCCGAAGAUCGAGGAACAUUUUAUCUUCUCCCUGAAGAUGAGAAGAUUCUGGAUAAUCAGACAGGCACAUCACGACUUGACAUCUUCACACACACAUUGCUGGUGAAAUGUCCCAAUGCUGAGUUUGUUGAUAAACUGCUUGAAACUCUCAUCCAUUCAAUUCAAACAAAGAAAGGCAAACAGAAGGACGAAAGCAUCAUGGUUGCACGGAGAUUUCUAAGAUCCGUGAUUCGUAUUUACAUCGUACUCACUGCACAACUCACACCAGAGAAAGUUGUCACUCAGUCCACACUUUACCACCAACCACUUUAUAAAUGCAGGAUCGCUUUCAUGGCUUUGCUGCCACUUGCUGCUGAGGAAUUAUGCGAAACAGCUGAAAGUUUGAUAGCACCUGUUCGAAUGGGAGUAGCUCGUCCAACCACACCUUUCCCACUCGUUAUUACCAACAGUGAUGUCACAAAUGGAAGUUCAACAGCAUUUUCAAGACUUCCUUUCCCACCGAGAUCUGGAGCAUCAGAUGAUGAAGAUCAAGAUCAGGAUGAACAGCAGAAGAUCUCUCAUCACCGAAGACGGAAGCGAGGAAGACAUUCAAAGAGGGGAGGAUCACGUAGAUUCGGAUCAAGGAGGACUCAAAGAGCUCAUGAGGCAUCUUCGGAAGUCCGAGAUCGAUCAGAGGAGGUAACUGCGCAGUCUUCCUCCGCUGCUGCUAAUGAGGCGGGAAAUGAUCAUCCGGAUGCGUCUCAGGAAAAUGAAGAAGCAACUCAGGAAGCCGAUACCUUGGAGAUUACCCAGGGUUCGAUGGCUAAUGAUGGGGAGCCACACGAGGACAGCAGAGAUGUGAACAUGGAUGAUGAAGACGAAGAGAAUGAAGAGAAUAACCGAGGAGAGGAGGGAGUGAGAGAAAGUGAGGAGCGAGGAGAGGAGGAAGAUGACGAGGAUGAUGAAGAUGAAGAGGAGAGAGAGAGCGAUAUGGAUUUAUCCGACUUUGAGCUCUGUCUUCCAGAUAGCGAUAGUGAAUCAGCAGCAAGCAACGAGACUUACCAAGUCACUAGAUCGAGACGUCGUGAUCAUGAAUCUCAAGAUAAGGAUGAUGAUGACAGUGAAGAGAAUGAUGAGGAAGAUACGGACUCUGAUCACUGGGAAGAUGAAGUUCCUCUUGAAAGGCAAGCAACUCGUCAGUUGCGUGAUCAAGCCCGUCAAGCCCCUCAUGCAAUGCAGUGGGCCAUGGAAAGCAACUCAACUGCACGAAUUAAGUCACCCAAUAACGCAAGCGCAGCGUCGUCAAGCAGGGCCACUGGGGGUCUCUCUGGAGUCACAAGCCCCGUGAUGUAUUUCAAUUCAAGAUCUGUCGGACGUAGAGAAAAUUUACAAAAUGCUUACAUCAGCACCAUCCUGGAUCGGCAUCGAGCUUUAAACAAUCGAGCCAAACCUGACGAAGCGCGACCCAACUCAUCAGCCGUGACCAACGCACAACUUUCCCGCUUGUUCGGCAUCUGCAUGAGGGAAAUAUCCCACCUUGUAUCCGUUCUAAGGAAGGGAGAUUACUUAUCUGAAGCCCCACUGUCCACAGUGCUUGAAAUCUCAUUCAAGGAAUCAACAGAAUUACGAAACUUCAUUGAGCAGCGGACAGAAGCCACGUGGCAAUGGCUUCGUUCCGUGGUAUCCGCCACGGAAGCACAGCUUCGUUACGGACAGGUUCUCUCAAUUGCAUCAAGUCCUGCCCACCCUGAACAUCCAAACUAUAAAAGAGGUGAGGGGAAGAAAGCAAGAGAUGUUGGCAGGCACAGCACCAAUAUGAGUGAAGAAACUGCAGCAAGACAGGAUUUUUUGUCUUACGCUUUAUCACUGAUGAGGUCGCACACGAAUGAACAUUCCGAUCUUCUACCCAUAGUAGAUGUGAGUGCACUCAAGCAUAUAGCUUAUGUUUUGGAUGCUUACAUUUUCUACCUUCGUGGUUUGUCAUAUAAGAACACCGAGGGCAAAAAAACUGGCGAUUCAUCACGACACAGCAUUUCUCUUGAUAUUGGUUAUGACAACAGUGAAAAUGAUGAGGAAGAUGACGACUUCAUGAACUUUCCGGGUGAUCUUUACUCUGUUGCGAUCCAACAAGAUGCCUCGAGCACUAAGAGCACAGAAGACUCCUCAUCAAGUCUUUCCCAACCUCCGCAAUCUUUCUUCCGAAGAUCAGAGUCCAUGGACUUCCUCGGGGAGAGUGAGAUUCCAAAUCUCUUCGAGAUUCCUCUGCCAGUUGCUCUUCCUCUUGCUGAGAAGCCUCAUCUUCUCCAACCAACUGCAAGGAAGGAAGAUCUCUUCGGAAGACCCAGAAUUGAUUCCUCCCACUCUGCCACUUCAUCCAUGGGUCUCUCCUCUCGUGUUGCUUCUGUGAAUGACGUAAAUCAAGAAAAAGAGGAGAACAAGGAUCAGUUAUCGGAGGAGUCAUCUAAGAAGAAACAGAUCGUCGCUGAAUCCUCCACUCUUGGCUCUUCCAACUUCUCUCCUGUUCUUGAAUCAGUUGAAUCUUCAUCAGUCGAUCCGGAAACUCAAUCCACAUCCACCAGCAUUCCUGGAUCAUCGGAGAACAACUCAUCGGGAGUCAAAUCCUCCAUAGAAGAAAAGGAAGCUCCAUCCACAUCAGAUGAUCCUACCUCCAUCACUGAUGCAAUGAUUGACACGGCACCAGAUGCCACAGUAACAGUUGAUGUGACAACAUAUGAAGCAACUUCUAUGGAUCUAACUAUGGAAGAGAAUAUGAAGAAUAAUUCAUCUAUGCAGUUAAGUUUGUCAAGUAACCUGAUGUCGGCUGAUGUGGUUCUCCAGCAAAGUCGUUUAACGCUUGAAUUGUUCAGUAAAGUUUUUCUUGAAGAUGUUGGUGCAGAACCAAAGUCAAUUCUUCAUGAACUUGGUGGAUUUGAGGUUCGGGAAUCGAAGUUCAGGAAAAUGAUGGAGAAAUUGCGAACCGGUCAUUCCAUCGACCUCCAGCUAAAUGUUGAGCGGCCGAGGGAUUCUCUCAUCCGGCAAACUUUCAAACAGCUUAACCAACAUUUUAAGAGGAGAUGUGGAUCUUCACAGCCUAUGGCAGUGGUCAGGGUAAAAGUUAUCUUCAAAAAUGAACCAGGUGAAGGGACAGGAGUAGCUCGUAGUUUUUACACAGCUAUUUGUGAGGCUUUGCUCUCUUCUGAGAGGUUGCCACUUAUGGAUGGUGUGCUGCCGGGCAAGCCAGCGCGCAUGAGUGCUACCACUAUGCACCCCAUGCUCGUGGCGAGACUUUAUAAAAGUGAGCGUGAAAGGGAACAAAGAACAAGGACAGGUUCCCCUUCAAGUGGGGGUAUGGGCACCACAAACCUGAGGUCGUAUUUAUCUGCAAGGUACAGGGAGAGAAAUGCCGGGGGUCGAAGGGUAUUCACCACUUCUGGACCCACACCUCUGCUACUCUCUGCCCCACCGUACUUUAAAAAAUCAUCUUCAAGGGCGAACCGAGCAUACGAGCGCAGCAAACAAGCAAUUGGUGAAAGACUUUAUCCAAAAGUGAUGGCAAUACACCCUGUGUGGGUGCCAAAGAUUACUGGAAUGCUCUUGGGCCUCCCAGCCUAUGAGCUCUUAUUGCUGCUAAGAAGUGAACGCAACCUCUACGACCGAGUUCACCAAGCUGCAAGUCUUCUGGAUGAAGUCCAUUAUGACCCUUUACAAGAUGAUAAUGCUGGCGGUACCACUACCACUACUGGCAGGCAAGAGUCAGCCGCUGGCCAGGGUAGCAGGCCUGGUAGCGCAACAGGGGAAUCCCGUAAUGAUAGUAAAUUAGAGGAAAAGAAAGCAUUGGAUAAGAAGGGAGAGGAAGCAUCUGUGAAUGAGGAGGUGGAUGGAGGUCCUCCACUCUUCUUCCAGCCAGGUAAAAGAGGGAUGUACGCUCCUACAUCAUGGGGGGAGAUGACAGACACACGUUUGAACGCGUAUCGUAACGUGGGUCGUAUCUUGGGGUUAUGUCUGCUACAAAACGAACUAUCCCCACUACCACUGUGCCGACAUGUGCUUAAAGUUAUUCUGAAUAGAAAAGUCAACUGGCAUGACCUCGCAUUUUUUGAUCCGACCUUGUACGAAAGUUUGCGUCAGUUAGUUUUGGACGGGGAGUCUGAGGACGGUGGUGUGUUGGAUGCGUUGGAACUUACAUUCUCUGUCGAUCUUCAACCAGAAGAAGGCGGUCAGCAGGUGUCUCUAAUACCCGACGGUGACGCAAUUCCUGUCACCAAGUCCAACGUGAGAGAUUACGUGCGCAGGUACGCCCUCCAGCGAAUGCUUGUUUGCUGCAAAAAGCCAUUGGAAAAAAUAAGACAAGGUGUCUACGAUGUGUUGCCCAAAUCUGCCCUGCAGUCAAUCACGGCUGAAGACCUUCGCUUGUUGGCGAACGGCUGCGGCCACGUUGGCGUCCAUACAUUAAUCAGCUACACACUAUUCAACGACGAAAGUGGAAAAAAUGGUACAUCUGCCGAAAAACUUACUCAAUUCAAGCGCUGGUUUUGGUCGGUGGUUGACCGCUUCAGCGCAGUUGAGAGGCAGGAACUUCUUUAUUUCUGGACCGGAUCCCCCGCUCUUCCAGCAAGCGAGGAUGGAUUUCAGCCCAUGCCUACGAUCACCAUACGACCUCCAGACGACCACCACUUACCUACUGCCAAUACUUGCAUAUCUCGCCUGUAUGUUCCACUAUAUUCAUCGAGGAAAAUUCUUCGGCACAAGCUCGGCAUUGCCAUAAAGACAAAGAAUUUCGGUUUCGUCUGAUGACGUCGUAACCAAUAUGACGUCAACACUUACAUGACGUCAUUAAUGUUGUUGGAAAUUCUCUUCACAUCAAAAGUUCGUUCCAGGAAAAAAACUGUUUUUGUUAAAAUCGCCCACUUGAAAUUUCACGGAGUGGAACAAUAAAAGAGUUUUAACCGAA